AUGGUGUCUAAAUGUCACACAGAGUUGCUAAAUGAAGCUUUCUGGCAGGAGAUGCUGACGACUCAGAGCCAGAACUGCUACAGAGAGCAGAUCCAGAAGGAGAUGUUGACCCGUUUGUCCUGGAAGAAACGCUACAGCCACCUGUACCCCUCCAACGAUCCCCAAAACAUCAGCACCGAGGGGACUAAUCUGCCCGGCAACACACAGAACCCAAAGGCUGUCCUGCCUCCUGUCACCAAAACAAACAAGAAGCAGAGCGACCUUCCUCUUCCUCCUCUUCCUCCUCCUCCUCAUCUCCCUCCUCCUGAGAUCUCUCUGGAGGGGGAGGGUCUUCCCAAUGUCUCCCCCCUCAUGAGGCCAGUCUCUCCAAACACCAGACACGCUCUCUACCAGGACUCAUCGCACCACGGUAAAGGGCGCAGUCUGUACCUGCAGAGACGAGGAAACAUCCGACCCGAGGAGAAGUUUGACUUUCCUCUGCUCUCGUCCUGGGAGUACGGCUGGAGGCUGGGUGACUACACUCUGGAUUACAAAACUCCAUCCCGCGCCAAAUCCUCCGUGGUGAAGAGCACCUUCUACGCCAGAAACGGUGUGUUCAGCAACCCGUCAGCCAGCGACUCACUGGGCUGA
Trematomus bernacchii (emerald rockcod) is the source of this 630-nucleotide messenger RNA. RefSeq lists its product as uncharacterized. The transcript is spliced from 5 exons. The coding region runs from base 1 to 630 and encodes 209 amino acids. The record is from RefSeq and is a predicted model, not a curated record. NCBI's taxonomy places the organism in Eukaryota, Metazoa, Chordata, Actinopteri, Perciformes, Nototheniidae.